Solanum verrucosum is the source of this 1215-nucleotide messenger RNA. Its product is annotated as ankyrin repeat domain-containing protein 2B-like. Gene Ontology annotation, cellular component: chloroplast outer membrane. Gene Ontology annotation, biological process: protein targeting to chloroplast. Gene Ontology annotation, molecular function: protein binding; chloroplast targeting sequence receptor activity. The coding region runs from base 134 to 1180 and encodes 348 amino acids. The record is from RefSeq and is a predicted model, not a curated record. The transcript has 9 exons. Lineage: Eukaryota; Viridiplantae; Streptophyta; Magnoliopsida; Solanales; Solanaceae.
UAGCCUUUCCCGUUGGCAUUUAUUUCUUGGUGUACACCCAAAGUUGCCUGUCGUCUUUCUAAUAAGCCUCAGCUCUCAAGCAAAGAAGCCAAGGAAACCCCACAUCUUCACUUCAAUUUCUUUCCCUGUAGCCAUGUCUCAGGCAGAGAAAGUUGUACUGACUGCAAAAGAAGAUGAGAAGUCUGGGUCUUCUGAGAGUAAAAAGUCUUCUGAGUCUGCCUCCAUGGAAGCACAAACAGGAGAGACGAGGAAAACCCCUGCAGCUGGAGCUGGGCUUCAAAAUCCCUUUGAUUUCUCAGCCAUGACUGGACUAUUAAAUGAUCCAAGUAUUAAAGAACUAGCUGAGCAGAUCACAAAAGAUCCUUCGUUUAAUCAGAUGGCUGAGCAGCUUCAGAAGACCUUUCAGGGUGCUGCUGUGGAAGAUAGUAUCCCCAACUUUGAUAGCCAACAAUAUUUCUCUACAAUGCAACAGGUUAUGCAAAAUCCUCAAUUUAUGACCAUGGCUGAACAACUUGGUAGUGCAUUAAUGCAGGAUCCAUCCAUGUCUAGCAUUCUUGAGAAUUUGACAAACUCAUCACAGAAAGACCAACUUGAAGAACGAAUGACACGCAUCAAAGAAGAUCCAUCACUGAAACCAAUUCUUGAAGAGAUUGAAAGUGGCGGUCCAGCUGCAAUGAUGAGGUAUUGGAAUGAUCAAGAUGUUUUAAAGAAGCUAGGUGAAGCAAUGGGUUUUGCUGCUGCAGGGGAGGGUGCUACCUCCGCUGAAGUUUCUGGGCCAGAUGAAACAGAAAAAGCAGAUGAAGAUGAAUCCGUCGUACACCAGUGUGCCAGUGUGGGCGAUGUGGAGGGCUUGAAGAAUGUGAUAGCCUCUGGUGCUGAUAAAGAUGAAGAGGAUUCAGAAGGAAGGACAGCGUUGCAUUUUGCAUGUGGAUAUGGGGAGGUGAAGUGUGCUCAGGUACUUCUUGAAGCUGGGGCAGAGGUUGAUGCUUUGGACAAGAAUAAGAAUACUGCCCUGCACUAUGCUGCUGGGUACGGAAGAAAGGAGUGUGUAGCACUGCUGUUAGAGAAUGGAGCAGCUGUUACACUUCAAAACUUAGAUGGGAAGACACCAAUAGAUGUUGCCAAACUCAAUAACCAGAAUGAAGUUCUAACGCUACUUGAGAAGGAUGCAUUUUUGUGAACUGGAACGACCCGAUCUUCCUGGAUGUAGGCUGG